AUGAUAUCAAAUAAAUUGGAAAAUUCGAUGUCAGAAACUUCGGAAGUUAAAUGUUUUCGCGAGGAAGAUGUAUGUGUUUUGAUGCCAGUGGCUUGUAUUACAUCCUCAUGUCCCUCAGUGCCGCAAUGCAAGCGAAAUCCUUGUGCGGAUGAUUCGGAAGCAAUUCGAGAUAGAAAUGGCAUCGUGUUUUCGUGCGUGCAAGACGAAGACUGCGGUAGAGACUGUGUUUUGCUUUCCGCAGCUAUCUCGAAACUUCGAAAUUUUGACGCUCGUGUCAGCCUCAACAUGCCGCAAUGCAACGAAUAUACGGGUAUGUUUGAAGUAGUUCAGUGUGAUGAAUUUAACAGUUGCUGGUGUGUAAACUCUUCGACAGGCGUUGCUGUACAUGGCUCGAGGAUGAAGUUGCUGGAUUCAUCACUUGCCUUUGCAUUCAAUAUUUGUGCAGCGGCUCCGCUAAGCCAGCAUUCGAUGAAAAAACAUACACACAAUUAUCGUGUACUGAAAAUCGCACUGAACUUUGCCCUCCUGGAUUUCACUGCACCGGAUACGACACAUCCAUGCGAGGAGUUUGCUGUCCAGGAUCAAAGAUAUACCGAAGUGCAUUCGGGUUCUUUGAAUGUUGGAAACCCUCAUCAACUGAGGGAACAGUUCCUGCUUGAUCAAAAUUCGAUUGCCGUUGGACUACCGCAAAGCUUAUUCGCUGCUUAUUAA
Messenger RNA from Gongylonema pulchrum, 711 nucleotides. NCBI's taxonomy places the organism in Eukaryota, Metazoa, Nematoda, Chromadorea, Rhabditida, Gongylonematidae. The record is from the annotation of a GenBank genome assembly.